AUGAACCCGGCAGUCAUCUUGACCACCCUCAUCGCCGUGACGGCUGCGCUUCGCAUUCCUUCCCAACACUCAACUCAGUCCGUCGUGGUUUUGGACACCGAAGAUAUUGAGGUUGCCUGCUCCAUCUUUUGUAUUGGGCUCACCAAGUGCUGUCCAAGCGGGUUCUGCGUGGCUCUCUGGGAGUCUUGCUAG
Molecule: messenger RNA, 192 nt
Organism: Colletotrichum aenigma
Lineage: Eukaryota; Fungi; Ascomycota; Sordariomycetes; Glomerellales; Glomerellaceae
Exons: 2
Coding region: 1-192 (63 amino acids)
Source: RefSeq, a predicted model, not a curated record